Molecule: messenger RNA, 5167 nt
Organism: Onychostruthus taczanowskii (white-rumped snowfinch)
Lineage: Eukaryota; Metazoa; Chordata; Aves; Passeriformes; Passeridae
Gene: DLGAP2
Product: DLG associated protein 2
Exons: 15
Coding region: 16-3189 (1057 amino acids)
Biological process (GO): signaling
Cellular component (GO): glutamatergic synapse; postsynaptic specialization
Molecular function (GO): molecular adaptor activity
Source: RefSeq, a predicted model, not a curated record
CACUAUAUUCCCAAGAUGCAAGGAAAGUUGAAAAGUAGAAGAAAAAAUAUAUUAAAUCAGUGUAAACUAAGAGAGUCACAGUGUACACUCUGUGGGGAGCCUGAAGAUUUGGAUUCUCUAACAGGGCAUGCAUUUCCAGAAGAAGAGGGUGGCGAUCUGCUCAAGUCGAGCUUCAGUUUUCCAGGGACGCCAGAGGAGGAGCUAGACCAGCAGUACUCAUGGUCGCCUUCUCAGCACUUCAAUGAAGAAAGAUAUUCUCCUGCUCCGAGGAAUAUGAAAGGAUUAUCUGGUAGUCGCAAUCAACCACAGUUAUGUUCAGCUCAUACUUGUGGCUUAGCAUCCCCUGAAGAUUGUGAACAUACCCACGACCAUAUCCACCAUGGGCAGGAGCCAAGGCCGUCAUAUCUUCUCAGCCCCACGGAGAGUUGCCCGCUGGACCACCACCGUUGCUCCCCCCGCAGCUCCAUCCAUUCUGAGUGCAUGAUGAUGCCCAUGGUAAUGGGCGAUCACAUGUCAAGUAGCACUUUCCCCAGAAUGCACUACAGCUCACAUUACGACUCCAGAGACGACUGCGCCAUGUCUCACGGUAACCCCAAGAUUAACCGUAUUCCUGCGAAUCUUUUGGACCAAUUUGAGAAACAGCUUCCUCUUCACCGGGAUGGGUUUCAUACUUUACAGUACCAGCGGACCUCAACAGCUGCGGAACAACGCAGUGAGAGCCCGGGAAGGAUUCGCCAUCUCGUUCAUUCCGUCCAGAAACUUUUUACUAAAUCUCAUUCCCUGGAAGGAUCAUCCAAGGGCAAUGUUAAUGGAACAAAGGGAGACAGUCGAGGGGACGAUCAUCAUCACGGGCACCAUUCCAAGCAUAGCAAAAGGAGUAAAAGUAAGGAGCGAAAACCAGAAGGCAAGCAUAAAUCUGGAAUGAGUAGCUGGUGGAGCUCUGAUGAUAAUUUGGACAGCGAUAGCACUUACCGAACCCCUAGUGUGGUAAAUAGGCACCAUGCAGAUCAUAUAUCCCAUUGCUAUCCUGAGGCACUCCAGGGGCAUUUUGGGGAUCUCUCAUUGAAGACUUCCAAAAGUAACAAUGAUGUGAAGUGUUCGGCUUGUGAAGGGCUACCAAUGACCCCUGAUAGUAAAUAUAUGAAAAGGAGUUCUUGGUCCACGCUUACAGUAAGUCAGGCUAAGGAAGCUUAUCGCAAAUCAUCACUGAACUUAGAUAAGCCUCUGGUUCAUCAGGAAAUCAAACCUUCUUUGAGGCCGUGCCAUUACCUUCAGGUACCUCAGGAUGAAUGGGGAGGAUACCCAGCUGGUGGGAAAGAUGAAGAGAUCCCAUGUAGAAGAAUGAGAAGCGGGAGCUAUAUUAAGGCCAUGGGAGAUGAAGAAAGUGGAGAUUCUGAUACUAGCCCCAAGACAUCGCCAAAAUUAUCCGUUCGACCAGAGUCAUUAUUAAAAUCCAUUGGGCAAAGACCACUGGGAGAUCAUCAAAAUCAGAGCUACCUUCAAACUGCAAGUGACGUGCCUGGGGGUCACAACCUGGAUCCCUCUGCAAACUACAAUUCCCCAAAGUUUCGCUCAAGGAAUCAGAGCUAUAUGAGAGCAGUGAGCACGCUCAGUCAGGCCAGCUGUGUUAGUCAGAUGAGUGAAGCAGAGGUUAAUGGGCAAUUUGAAUCGGUGUGUGAAUCAGUGUUUAGUGAAGUUGAAGCUCAGGCAAUGGAUGCCCUUGACCUCCCUGGAUGUUUCCGAACAAGAAGCCACAGUUACUUGCGUGCCAUUCAGGCAGGCUAUUCGCAAGAUGAUGAAUGUAUACCUGCGCUGACAUCCUCCAACAUCACCUCUACCAUCAGGUCAACCACAGCUGUAACUUAUACAAGUUACAAGAAAACACCACCACCAGUACCCCCUCGCACCACUUCCAAGCCACUGAUCUCCGUCACGGCACAGAGCAGCACAGAAUCCACCCAGGAUGCGUAUCAUGACAGCCGGACUCAGAGGAUAUCCCCGUGGCCGCAGGACGGGCGAGGGAUGUACAACUCCACCGACAGCUUGGACAGCAACAAGGCCAUGAACCUCGCCCUGGAGACAGCGGCUGCCCAGCGCCACGCGGCCGAGAGCCAGAGCACCGCCAUACGGACCAGUGACAAGGCCAUCCUGGUGACAAAAGCAGAGGAGUUCCUCAAGAGUCGCCGUUCCUCUAUAGGCAUCCAGGUGGAAACAGCAACUGAUUCAGAUACUGAAAGCAGAGGCCUACGGGAAUACCACUCUGUUGGAAUUCAAGUGGAAGAUGAAAAACGACAUGGACGAUUCAAGCGCUCGAACAGUGUAACAGCAGCUGUCCAGGCUGACCUGGAACUGGAGGGUUUUCCAGGACACAUCACCAUGGAGGAUAAGGGACUUCAAUUUGGCUCGUCAUUCCAGCAGCACUCAGAGCCCAGCACACCCACCCAAUACAGUGCAGUGAGAACUGUACGGACACAGGGACUGUUCAGUUACAGAGAAGAUUACAGGACCCCAGUUGACACCUCAAACCUUCCACCACCAGAGCCCUGGCUGGAGCCAGCCAUUGAGACAGUAGAGACUGGUCGAAUGUCUCCUUGUCGACGGGAUGGAUCUUGGUUUAUGAAGUUACUACACACUGAAACUAAGAGAAUGGAAGGAUGGUGCAAAGAAAUGGAAAGAGAAGCAGAAGAAAAUGAUCUUUCGGAAGAAAUCCUAGGUAAGAUCCGAAGUGCUGUUGGAAGUGCUCAGCUCCUCAUGUCUCAGAAAUUCCAGCAAUUUUAUUGGCUUUGUCAGCAAAAUCUGGACCCGAGUGCCAUGCCAAGACCAACUUCCCAGGACCUUGCAGGUUUCUGGGACUUAUUGCAGCUCUCAAUUGAAGAUGUCAGCAUGAAGUUUGAUGAACUGCACCAGUUGAAACUCAAUGAAUGGAAAAUAAUAGAAUCACCUGAAAGGAAGCCAACGGGUUGGUGGAUGGAAGAAAGAAAGAUUCCUCCUCCUGUACCAAAGAAGCCCCCUAAAGGAAAAUUCCCUAUCACAAGAGAAAAAUCUCUGGACCUACCUGACAGACAACGGCAAGAAGCUAGGAGACGGCUGAUGGCUGCCAAGCGAGCAGCCUCUUUCCGGCAGAAUUCAGCCACAGAGCGUGCAGACAGCAUUGAGAUCUAUAUCCCAGAGGCUCAAACCCGGCUUUAAAGACAGAAUGCUGCAGAGUUCCUUUUUUUAAACAAAAUGCUUGUACAGUUUGUCACUUACCUGGUAAUUUUUGUCUCAUUCUCUCCACUAAAUAUGCCCUUGAUGUUGUGUUCUUUGUGCCAUAAGCACAGUGGAAUGCUUUUGAUUUCCUCAGAAUUUGCUGAGCUCACCGCAAGAACGACUUCUUUUUGUAUUUAUUGUCUGACUUACAAUCAGCUACAAUGGAUAGGGCUUGUCAAGACCUGACUUAUCCGAUAUAUUCUCAGAGGACAACAAGAAACACCUCUUGAGAUGGAACCCAGCUUACUUUUUGUUAUUUAUAUUUUUAUAAAAUGUGUGAUAAUUAGGGAUAAGAAUAACAAACUAUAAAUGGGUGCAUCUCACCAUUCACUAGAGGCAUUAGCUAAUCCAAGUAGAAGGUGCUACAAAUGUAAAGAGCAGGAAAGAAAGAACCCAUUUAUCUCCUUGACCUUCAGUUUCUUUUCCUAGAAUCCAGCUAACACAUUUACCCAUGUGCUCUGCCACUCUUCUCAUCUUUGUUACUGCAAAAUAACAUUAGGCCUCUCAUCUCAUUCGAGUUUCUGGAGAUGAACAGGGAUAUCCAGCCACUAAAACUCCAAAGUUCAUCAGAAACCAAGAAGCAUACAAGUCUGGUGAUGGUGGGAAUGUCCACUAAGAAACGUUUCCUGUUAGCAGUAUAACGACACACUGAAACCUAAGCAAAAUUGUAAUGCAAGAGGACUUGAGUGAUGGGUGAAAGGAAAAUGGAAGCCUUAAAAAGUUAGAUCUUCUGUAGUAAGAUGAGUAAAGAAAAAGUUAUACUUGCUCCUUUGGACCACUCAUUGCAUUUUUAACUGUUCUUUUACAUGUUAAUAUUUAUUUUAUAAACCUUAUCUCUUUCAUUUCAAGAGCUGUGCUACAUGUACUAUUUCAAACUCUCAAAUUGUUAUAACAAUUGAGUUUCCAGGGUAUCCUUGAGAACAAAAAAAUCUUGCUUGUUUAAAAUGCCAGUUGUGAUGUUGUAAACAGUUUAAGAAAUAUGAAUGUGAGUGGUAAGUAUAUAUAAGUUUAAAUGGUUAUGUUAAGGUAAAGGUGAACUGUGGUUUACAAUUGUAUUUUUUUUUAGAACUAUUUUUCUAUGCAGUAUCGUUUAUGGCAAGAAUAAGGUUCUUGCUUGCUUCAGACAUAGGAAAAAAAAAUCCUGACUCAAGAGAUAAGUGAUUCCCAGCCAUGGAAUAUAAGGAAAAUAAUAUAUUUUCAAGCCUCAUAUUGUCAGAAGAGAGAAGUGGUAGCUACCACAGUCAAGAGGCUUUCAUUUAAACCAAAUUAGGACAGAAUUAUUCCACUUCACCUACCUUCCAGAGCCAACCAAGCAAUCCAGCACUUAGAAGUCUUCAGGUGAAGACGCAAUAAAAUGAGCAACAUGCAGCCCCCAAUGCCAAGGUUUGAAUCUCAUUGAACACAAGUUUAGAUGAAAAGAAUGAGAACCCAGUGAGACAGACAGCCCCAGCUACCACAUUCCCUGUUUACCUGCUUUAACAAAUGCAAUGUAUUUAGCCAUAGGCAGAACAAUUCUUUAAUUGAACUCAAGCACUUUGGUUCUUCACCUGUUGAGCACUUUAAAUCCAAAUCCCACACACCCUGCAGCCUGAUGGAUGAGUGAAAACGUGAAGUACCAUAGGUUUUGCAGAUCUGACAUUGCUUCAAAUCUGUUUUCUUUUGUUUGGUUGCUUGGUUUUUUCCUUCUUUUUUCCUACAGUGUGUGGUAUUAAGCAUGAGUUCUGUCUUUGGACAACUGAUAAAGCAUGCUUGGCUUCAAAGUACGAAUCUUUAGAGAUGAAGUUUUGAGAAGUUCCUGUGAGAAGACACCCCUGUAAAUUGAGCCUGGUAUCUGGUAUAUACUUUACCAAUAGCCUUAAACUAUAUUUGAAGCAAAAACCAAGACGAAUGUAUAUCCUUUGAGAAUGCAAAAAAAAAA